Messenger RNA from Macrosiphum euphorbiae (potato aphid), 1278 nucleotides. The record is from the annotation of a GenBank genome assembly. Lineage: Eukaryota; Metazoa; Arthropoda; Insecta; Hemiptera; Aphididae.
AUGACACGAGUGGGCAAGGUGAAAAUAUUGCCGGAAAUUCCAUCGAUUGCGACAGAGGCGAAACGCCUGAAAAACGACGGAGUUGACAUUCUCAUUGCGCUGGGACAUUCUGGUGUAGAAAUGGAUACGCAGAUAGCCAGAGAUGUUGAGGACAUUGAUUUGGUGAUUGGUGGACAUUCACAUACAUUUUUAUACACAGGAAAUCCACCUGACAUUGAUAAGCCCUUUGGUCCAUAUCCUCUUUUGGUGGAACAACCGAACACCAAAAGAAAGGUGCCUGUCAUCCAUGCAUAUUACGUUACCAAAUACUUGGGUCAAUUGUGGUUGGAUUUCGAUGAAGCCGGAGAAGUAGUCAAAAGUUAUGGAAACCCGAUUUUAUUAGAUUCCAGUGUCGGACAAGAUCCAGAACUAUUGAACGAAGUAAAAAUCAUGAGCAAAGUGAUCGAGGCCAAGACUAAACAAGUGAUUGGUUCAACAAGAGUAUUCUUAGAAGGAAUCGAUGAAUAUUGUAGAUUCAGAGAAUGUAACCUGGGAAAUUUCGUAACUGACUCUUUUGUAGAUUACAAUAUUAGAAACAAUAUUAAAUCGUACGGUUUGACCAAAUACUGGACCGACGCACCUAUAGCAUUGUUACAAGCUGGAGGGAUACGGACAAACAUGAAUAAUGUAAAUAAAAUAGGUAACAUCACUUUUGGUGAUUUACUGUCAUCUCUUCCAUUUCAGGAUGAUAUAGGGAAAAUUACGACUAAGGGUUCAGAUAUUUGGUCAGCUUUUGAGUAUUCCGUUCGACGGUACAGUAAAACGGUUGCCAACGGAGAAUUUCUUCAAGUUUCAGGAUUGAAUGUCGUAAUAGAUCUUGGUCGGCCCAGUGGAGAUCGAGUGCAAUCCAUUUACGCUAGGUGUGGAAAUUGCGCCGUACCAGUGUACGAGAAAUUGGAUUUAAACGCCAAUUACACAAUAAUUAUCAGUAAUUAUCUCUCAGAAGGCGGCGAUGGUUUUUCGUUCAAAAAAGUGUUAAAAUACCAAAGUUUUGGAAAAACGGAUUUGAGUAUCGUGGAAGAACAGUUACAGGCAAGGUCUCCAGUAUGGCCAGAAGUUAGUCAACGGAUAGUGCUGCUUAGCGUGGAAGAGAUGAAUAAGGUUCAGACAGCUAGCACUAAUAGCCAAUUAAUUUUCACAUCCUUAUCGAACUUUAUAAUAUUUCUGUUGGUGAUCGUUAUCAUGUUGUAUCUGCCCGAUCAGGGGCUUGCUAACGGGGGGGAUAUGAGAGUAACAUGA